GGCAUUCAAACAACAAACGCUCCUGGAAACACUGAAAACCGUGGAAAGGAACUUGUAACCCUGGUUACCAAUGUCCUACCCAAAACAUGAUGUUUACCACCCAAAGAUCGUCUUUUCAACUAGCAGAUAAUGUUGGAAACUUACUUGGUCCUUUAAAUUUCUCAGUUCCUCGCUUGUCCAAACUUCUUGGACUGAGACUGAGAGCGACGUCAGAGACAGCCCCUCACUGUAAACAUGGCGGAGGCUGCGGACGCGCCGCAACACCGGUUUUACUGUCACUGCUGUAAGAGAGGGACGGAGCCCAAAUUCCCGGAUUUGGUUUGUCCCACAUGUGAGUCUGACUUCAUCGAGGAGGUAUCAGAAGACUCCAGCAUCCUGCAGGACAGCACGGCAUCAGUAACAAAUGAAGAGUCAAACUUGCUGUUCCCAGACAUAUGGCAGCUGCUGUUCAUGGAGCGCUCCGCCCUGCUGUCGAACCCGCCCUCCUUCGAGUCUCGCCCAGGGGACUACCAGCAGGUAUCUGCAGAUCAGAGCCCCCCGUCUCCAGUGUCCCCGGUCGUUACAGAGUUGCACGAACAGGAGACGCUUCUUAAUCCUGAGCGGGACGAGUCUUCCAGGCCUGAACAACAUCCUGCUGUGUAUGGGAUCAUGCACCAGAUCUUGGCUAACCUGUUUACCAGCAAUGAAAACGCAUCUUCUACUCCAACCUCACUAUCGAGCAUGCUGCGAUUGUACUCAAACCCGGGAGACUAUGCGUGGGGUCAUGGAGGCCUUGACGCGGUCGUCACAGAGUUAUUAGAGCGGUUGGAGAACACAGGUCCACCCCCGGCUAAAAAGGAGAUGGUCUCAUCACUGCCAAGAGUCUGCAUCUCUCAAGAACAGAUAGACUGCCGGCUAGAAUGUCCUGUUUGUAAGGAGGAAUAUUCACUAGGGGAAUCUGUCAGGAAGCUUCCUUGCCUCCAUUGCUUCCACAGUGACUGUAUAGUACCUUGGUUGGAGCUGCAUGAUACCUGUCCAGUGUGCCGAAAAAGUCUUGAUGGCAUCGACAACAGCCUCCUUCCCACAUCGCAACCCUUAAACGAGUGCUCUGACAGGCAAGAGCAUCAAGAGAGGGAGGCAAUUUGAGCAAAGAGCCAACAACUCAUCAUGUUGGAUCAGCUGCUUUUAAAUAAAACAUAUUACAUGCACCACAGUGCUAACUGUAGCUUCAGCUCUCACGUCAUUCAUGCAUCCCAAUGAAGGACCUUCAUGUUUUCUGCUCUAGAAUAAAUGCUAUUUUAUGCAUCUCCCACAGAGGGAUCCAGCUGUUUUCUUGACAACAUCCUGAGCGUGUGUGCUCUUCUCACUGCACUGCUUGCAGAGGCCGUUUUCUGAAUGACUGACUUUGAUGUGACGAACUAAUAACCACUGCGCUGCUAGUGGCUGUCAAAAUGAUGGGCUCUUACAGAGUUAUGGGAAAAACACUUUUACAAGAUUGUCUUGGUAAGACAGUUUCAGCAUUUUGUUGACCUUUAACCAACCUAAAGCUGCUAUUAAAGCUUAACCCUGUGACCUCCA
Molecule: messenger RNA, 1557 nt
Organism: Girardinichthys multiradiatus
Lineage: Eukaryota; Metazoa; Chordata; Actinopteri; Cyprinodontiformes; Goodeidae
Gene: rnf115b
Product: ring finger protein 115b
Exons: 9
Coding region: 235-1125 (296 amino acids)
Biological process (GO): protein ubiquitination; ubiquitin-dependent protein catabolic process; positive regulation of DNA-templated transcription
Cellular component (GO): cytoplasm; nucleoplasm
Molecular function (GO): ubiquitin protein ligase activity
Source: RefSeq, a predicted model, not a curated record